AAUCCAUUUGCUAAUUAAUACUAAUUAUUAUUACUAAUCAAUAUAAAAAACUGGUCCUGCCGACAGCGUUGCUAUUUGCUUCCUUGUGACACUGCCCUAAAUCAGCAGCGCAGCUUUUGCGAAUUUGAAGAAUCUAACGAGUUUCAUUAGUGAGGAUGGGUUGGGCAUUUCUAGUUAUUUUCUGUUAGGACAAAAACAUAGAGCCGCCACAUAUGGCUUCAGUUUCAGAUGAAGGGCAUUCAGGAUCUGUUUAUCUAAAAACACCGUUGCCUAAAGUAAUUUGGAUUGGAGUUGUAGCCGCCAUUUUCUUCAUUAUUGCUUCCUCCCACAUAAUAUCUUCUUGGUCAGCUAGGAGUGGCACCAACGUGGAUGAUUAUGUCUAUGGUGUCAUAAAUCGCCUUGACCACUUAGAUCCGAACAAAUCUACUCAUUCAGAGCCGCAAGAUUCUGCCAAAAUGCCUCCUUUUAGCUCUGAAUCAAUUGGGAAAUUGGAGCAAGAAAUUGUUUCUGUAGCUAAAAGACAACAUCAGACAGGGAUGAAAUCUAUUCCACUGUCAUUAACUUACUCAAGACAGCCCAUUUCAGUGGAGUCAAAUUCGCCCUUAAGUCCUGUUUGGAAUUCGGACGGCCUGGCCGGGAUUUUGACCGGCCGUUCAUCGGCCGCCGGUGUUGUUCCGGCUCCUUACUCUAGAUUGAAUAGCGUCAUGCCUGCACCACCAUUGCCUACCAACUCAAGACAGGACGACAGCUCAGUGAAUUCAUCGGCAAGAUUAGGCUCUGUUCUGAACUCCGGCCGCUUGGAGUCAUCAGCCGGUGGUAGUCCGGCAGCGGCACUGUCUAAUAAAAAAGAAUGUGACCUUUACCAUGGAAAAUGGGUUUACGAUUCCCGUGGACCAUUGUACAAGAAUGACUCUUGUCCUGUCUUGACGCAGAAACAGAACUGUCAAGGAAAUGGAAGGCCAGACAAAGACUAUGAGAACUGGCGGUGGAAACCUAGGGACUGUGAGAUUCCCCGAUUCGACGCCAGGAAAUUCCUUGACUUAAUGAAGGGAAAGACAUUAGCUUUUGUAGGAGACUCACUCGCUCGGAAUCAAAUGAAGUCCUUGCUCUGCAUUCUUUGGCAGGUGGAGGUUCCAACGAGUAUUAAAAACAAGAGAAUGCAGCGAUAUGACUUUGCAUCAACCUCUACAACGAUCAUUCGCAUAUGGUCUGCUUGGCUCGUUAAUAUAACAACUGAUAAAUUUGAUUUUGCUCCAGAUGGAUUGGAUAAGCUCCACCUUGAUGUUCCUGAUGAAGGCUUCAUGGAAUUUAUCCCUCAAUUUGACGUAACCGUUGUCAACUCAGGUCACUGGUUUUCAAAGAAAUCUGCAUACAUAUUGAACAAUGAACUAGUCGGGGGAAAAUCAUGGUGGCCAAAGAAGUCUAGAAAAAUGAAAGUUGACAACUCAAAAGCUUUAGGCAUGUCAAUGGAAACAAUUCUUUCUGCCAUGGUUACGCAUCCAGAUUAUACUGGUCUAACAGUUGUCCGUACCUACUCACCAGCUCAUUAUGAAGGGGGAUCGUGGAAUACAGGAGGAUCAUGCACAGGGAAACUUCGGCCGCUCAAGAGUGGUGAAAUAAUUGCAAACAAAUUGACCUCCAGAAUGUACGAUCAACAAGUUAGAGCUUUUAGCCGAUCAAUUAAGAAGAUGACAAACAAAUCAAAGCUAAAAAUGAUGGAUAUCACAGAAGCAUUUGGUUAUCGCCAUGACGGCCAUCCAGGUCCUUACAGAAACACUGAUCCAGAUAAGAUCACGAAACCAGGGCGGGAUGGAAAGCCCCCACCUCAAGAUUGCGGGCAUUGGUGCAUGCCUGGUGCGGUUGAUACAUGGAAUGAAAUUUUAUUUGAAAUCAUAAAAAGAGAAUUUAAUGGUAAAUACGAUGUUCCUUCUUGAUGGAAAAGUGAUAUGUAUCUUUCAAAGCUAGAUUCUCUUUGUGAAUGAGGAAAAAAAAUAAAACUAUGCAGCAAUUAGACAUCCAUUUUGACAAUUAGGUUCAAUUUCAUAUGCUUAAACCUAACUUGCUUAUUAUAUUUUGAGAUAUUGUGAAGUAUUUUGAGUACGUACCCG
Messenger RNA from Oldenlandia corymbosa var. corymbosa, 2108 nucleotides. The record is from the annotation of a GenBank genome assembly. Lineage: Eukaryota; Viridiplantae; Streptophyta; Magnoliopsida; Gentianales; Rubiaceae.